CUAAAGUUAAUAAUUAAAGUUAAAUUAAAAUUAAAUAGAUAUAUUCUCUGACUAGAACAGCACCACCCAAAGCAUGAAAAUUUGAACUACAUGCAUCGACUCUGUAAAAAGCAUUAUGGAUGUAAGUGCCAUCCAGUGGUGCUACGAGGUACAUAACUUAACACAUGACCAAAUGACUGAAUGAAUGUAUACCACCGCAGUAGAUAGUGGGUGCAUCUAAAUCUAAAUCAGAAGCUAUUGAAUCCACAUUUAGAUAAAUCACUUGCAUUUGUAUCAAGGGUGGGAAAGCAACACAGGCUUCUUCCUCUGUACCGCAACCUUCCCUUUCUCCCCUUUACACUACUUCUGGAGCUUUUAAGUCUCUUCAUAGCUCUACCUUUAUUCACUCAUCUGUUGCAGAUGCUGCCAGCCUUCCAGCCACGCAGACACUUAACUGCUGACAACCUGCAGCUGGAUCUCAGACUGAACUGCAGGCUGAGUACCUCGUUACAGCAUUGUUAUACUGAUAAUAGUGAUCACUUGUCUUGUGUUCACUGAGGCCCAGACAAAAAGUAAUGGGCUUAAAUUACAGCAAGAGAGAUUUAGUUUAGGUAAUAAAGGAGAACCUUCCAAAUAGGAGAGUGGGAAAGCAGUGGAUGAGAUUACUUAGAGAGGCUGUAUAUUAGAAUCUCUGUCACUUUAUAAGUUUUUUCUGUCAAAGUGAAGGCUAGAUAAACAGUUGUGUGGAAUGGUAUCAAACAGUACUCUCAAAUUAGGGUGCAUGUACUCUUGGGAAUAUGCAGCAAAUGCAUAAAAGGUACAUGAGAUGAGGGAUGAAAAGACUGUAAGAGUGAAAGAGGAAAUAUAAAUGAAGAAAAGUGCAGAACAGUUGAACAACAGCUCUAAAAUCUCUCUUAUAUUGUUAGGUUACAGCUCAGUAUCAUGACAGAAGUCAUUCUUUUAUUUUCCAUAGUGUAAAUUUAGAGGGGUACACAAACCUUUUCCUGUUUUUUUUUAUACAGGGGAGUAUACCUGGAACACUCUAUUUCCCGACACUGCCACUCAACUGAAGCACAGCUAUAUUAAGCACAAAUUGCAAACAGUGAAUAUGUACCCAGAACUGCAGUUAUACUGCUACAUAGAGGCCACUAAGCACAUGACGUGAAAUAAUGCCCCCAAAGGGAAUGCCUGGCGAUACACUGGGUGAUAGAAUAUUUUAAAUAUUAUCUGAUGGGGCGGGAAUUCCUGGUGGUGACGGAUCAAGCCCCACUGCAAUGGCUAACCAGGAAACAAAGCGAAAAUACCCGUAUUACUCGCUGGGCUCUGGCUCUACAACCUUUUAAGUUUACAGUAAUGCACUGUCCUGGCAAAGAUAAUUUUGUAGCGGAUUUCCUCUCUAGAUGAGGUAGCUCAGUGGAGCCUGCCAAGCUACCAUCACCAGCUAUUCAAUCAGCUGUUCCCGGGGUGGGGAAAAGCCGUGCCAAUCACAGAGGCUGGAGAAGCCGCUGCAGGAAGAUUAAAAAGCCCCAUGGGAACCUGGCAAGGGGGAGGAGAGGGAGCACGUUGGCGUGGAGCAUGCCAGGUGUGGCGAGGCUUCUGUGGCAGGCAGGAGCAUUGCAGCUGGCUUGAUGCCGGCAUCCAGAGCAAGGGGAAGCUGAUUCCCUGUACAAGGCUGGGAGGGAGGAGGCAGUUCUACCCAUCCCUCCAGCUGUCUACUUUGUAAAGAUUGUUAGAGGCAUUCCGCCCAGAGGCAGCGAGGAGGACACCAGCAAACAGGAGCCUAGCCUGUCAGCAUCUGAGGUGGAAAUGCUAACUGUCAUGACAGCUGGGCUAGCCAACCAGAAACUAUGCCGAUGCCAGUCCCCCUGGAGAAAGGGGUCUACAGGGCACGGCUGAACAACGCAGGUGCCACCCAUUUGGUUGGCUAGUGGAUGGUGUGUAGGGGAGGCGGAGCCCCGUGGAACCUAGUGGCAAGAUUGUAAGUACCACUGUUUCCGGGGUCCCCAGGAAGAGGAUCAUCACUGAACCCCUCAUUUCAUUCAUUAACAGCAAUUCAUGGCAGGAGAGCUGAGGGAAGGGGGUCCCAGUUGAGACGGAUGGUACGACACUCAUCGUACCCCACUUUAGGUGCUUCCACAGAUGGAAUAGUAAUGUGGCAUGAGGUGUUACAGGAGUGGGUUUAAUCAGGGCUGUAAAGGCAAAAAAAGAAUCUUAUGCAGAUAACUAUUUCUUAAUCAUUUCCUUUUUUGUGCAAAAGCUAGUGCAGCAAUUCAUUUCCUGUUACGUAUGUUUUCACCUUAGCAAACCACAAAAAUGCUAGUGAUGAUCGAGCUGAACAACUGCCAGCUAGAGAGCUGUAUAGAAGGCAAGAAGCACCUUCUCCAGCUGAGGCAUACUUAUUUCAAACUCCUGGGAGAGAUCAAAGACACAUAAUGAUCAUGAAAAUCAUAUUGUUCCUAGCUGUGCUGUCAUUACUGGAUCUACCUUUUUGCUCUAACAAACAAGAUUUUCCUGAUAUAGACAAUCCUCAGUUUAUUGAAGAUUGCGUGAGAAGUCAUAACCAUUUUCGAUCUAGGGUGAAUCCAACAGCCAGCAACAUGCGCCGCAUGUCCUGGGACUCCGCUUUGGCUAAAACUGCCAGAGCAUGGGCAAAGAAAUGUCACUUUGAUCACAACAUCUAUCUUAAAGUACCAGGAAAGGUACAUCCCACCUUUACUCCAGUUGGAGAAAACAUCUGGACUGGCAGUGGCUUAUUUUCUGUGAAUGCAGCCCUUACUGACUGGUAUGAUGAAGUCAAUAUGUAUGAUUUUGAGAGCCGUGCCUGUACUCGCGUGUGUGGCCAUUACACCCAGGUUGUUUGGGCCAAAAGUUACAAAGUUGGCUGUGCAGUUCAGUUCUGUCGUAGAGUUACAAAUUUUCCUGGUAUCUCCAAUGCGGCACAUUUUGUUUGCAACUACGGACCUGCUGGGAAUUAUCCAACAAAACCUUACACAGCAGGAGCAACAUGCAGUCAGUGCAAUGGUGAAAAGUGUGCAGGCAACCUCUGUGAAAACUCAGAACGUGAGCAACUGAUAAAUUAUGACAACUGGUAUCCAGACUGGGAUACAACUCCACACCUCCCCUUUCCUAGGCCUCCAUACCCUUCCACUCCUUCAUCCCCCAGCCCUUCUGUGCCUUCACGCUCCUUUUGUGACCAAUACUGUAUUGUUGUUUUAGUUUUAAGGCUACUGUUUGUGUUUCUGGUCUUUGGUGCUGUCUUUCUAGUACAGUGGCAGUAUCCUCAAUUAUAUAUCUAUGAAUAAUCUCCAUUUCAAGAUAUUCAGCAGCACUGUUUAGUACUGUUAUAUCACUGAAGCAAGGGAAUCACACAGAAGAACAAUACAGGCAGGAUUGUUUUUAUAACAGAAAAAUGUUAACCCCCAUUAUUUGAUAUUUUAGCCUUUGAGCAUCACUAUACUUUAAAUUUUUUACCACUAUUCUUAUCUGUGUCCAAAAUAUUUUUCCCCCUUCAAGAAGAGGGAGAAACAGAAGUAAAAUUAUCCCCCAUUAAGAUAUUUAGGGAAGAUCUGCCCCUUUUAGCUCCACAGAAUAUUGCCUGACCAUUUAGACUCUAAUGAGUCUGUUGACAACUCUCAGUAAACACAAACACAUACUACAAUGUGCUAUUUAAGGAUCCACUUCCCACUUCUUGUCAGAGUCAGAACUGCUAGACUGCCUACCAUAGAAGCUAGACCAAUGAUUCUCAAUGAGGGUGCUGGGAGACCCUGAGCUGCUCCUGGAUCUUUUAAAAGGUAUGUGAAUCUGAGGUCUGAGGAGAUAAGUGUUAGCAGAUAAACAGCUGAACUAGCAGAAAACCUCAGGCUCAGGCUUAUCCCUGCCUGGAUGAUCCCCUACUUACACUGCCAGGCCCCUCCAUAAGGAAGUAAGCAUUGCAAUUUAUAAAUUCAUUUUUGAAAUUGGGUGCCACUCAAAUCACAGAAGUUAAGGAAGGGUGCCUCAAGUCCAAAAAGAUUGAGAACCAGUUGGCUGGACUAUAAGCUAGUGAUUGUCAGCCAAGGUACCACAGCACCCUAACAUGCCUUGAUCCUUUCAAGGGUGAUGCAGGGUGCCACACAAUGUUAACACUGUUAGGUAUGCUAAUGUGAUUUAUCUGUUAAACUUGAAUCUUUUCAUUAGCAAUCCAUAGCGUUAAAAACAGUCUGACCUGCUGUGGCUUUGAGUUCUCUGCAACCAAAGAAUUGCUCUAUUGGUUUUUCUGUAGUCAAAAACCAAGUGAAAACUUAUAGAGCUUACAUUUUCUGAGGAGUGCCUCAAGUCUACCCACAGGUGUCUUGAGUCUCUCUAGGGGCGUAGUGAGUCUAAAGAGGUUGGGAACCACUGCUAUAAGUUACUAAUGGAGAUUCUUCUUUAACUUACAUCUUAGUUUUGGGAGCUAGAGAAAUCCAAAUCUAGCAAUACAAAGCUUCUGGUGGCCACUGUAUUCAGCAUAACAAAAUGUGAUUCUGGGUGGUCACAGACGUGUUACAAUACUACACAGUGUUAAUAGGUGAGAAGUAUUAAAUGAUUCUCGUAUAAUAUAGUUCUUUGUGUUAAAUUUGAAUCCUUUUAGCUUGCAUGCUUGUAGCUUUAUUGGGCCUUUACUGAGAAUUUUCUCAACAGGGCUAGGUAGCCCAGUCCUAGGACAUCCAGUUUUGAUUAAAGGUUCAAGUCAGCUUGUUCAAGCUCGUCUGACAGAAUGAAACAAAAACGUCUUCUUUUUUACCAUAUUUGUCAACAUUUUCAUCAAAUAACAUUGUAAACCUUUCAGGAGGGGUAAAAAAAGAGUUCAGUGCUCAGAGACAUGUUCCUCUGACAUCCUCUGCUGAGGCUCCCAUUGUAGCUGUAAUGAAAAUCCAAUGCCUCUUAGGAGUUAGUUUCCGAAUUCGGGCAAGAUCUCCCCAACAGGCUGCUCAUCUGUUAGAAAUUCUUAGGAUUUUAAGACAUAGGGAUUCCAAGUUGUAAGAUUGCUUAUUUCUGUUUGGAUCACAGAAGCAAAUCGAGCUAGAUCUUGGGUUAUUCUUUGUUAGCAAGAUCAUCAUUUCAUAAUUUUAAUAAAGUUUGUUUUUGUUUUCACCAAAUUGGAGGACUCAUUUUGCUGAGAACAGGGGCUGUCAAAAGUAACCCUAAGACCCUUAAAUCUCCUUCAAGGGUCAACAAUAGUAUUUUACAAUUCUGGGUCUUUUGCCUGCUAUGUUCUUGUAUACAAGAGAUUUAAGAAAUAUUAUGUACACAAGCCAUUUCUCAACAGAAUUUCAGUUGAAUAAAAUUGGAAAAAAUAAAAAUGCUUUUUACCUUAGAGAGAGAAAAAAAUCCAUCCAUCCCCCCAGCCCCCUGCCCCCCACCUUGGAAUUAAGAAGUGUAUCACUAUACAGCUCAGUAGCCCAGGGUCAUUCUAAAUACUAGAAGUAUUGACCUGAAAUGAAGAAGUGGUCCAGUGGCUGCAAAACAACCGCUAGUCUACCAUGGUAGUGCUUCAGGCCAAAUCCAGCCUAUGAGGAGUACAGAAGUCUAGAUCUAGCCCAAGCCCACAGGUGAGUCUGACAUCUCUGACACCUACCAGUGUAGCUCAGUAUGCCAUUAUCCUUCUUGGCAACAAGGGCACACUGUCAGCUCAUAUUCAGCUUAUUGUCCACUGUAACUCCCAGGUCCUUUUCUGCAGCACUGCUGUACAGCCAGCGAGCCUGCAGCCUGUACUGGUGCACGGGCUUGUUCUGUCCUAAGGACUUUGCACUCAUCCUUGUUGAUAUUUGAGUGUGAGCAGGUGAGCAAAAAGGAGCAGAACAGGACAGUUUACAACACAAAACAAGAUAAGUGCCCUGCACAAAAAAAAAGAGAUUAGACUUUGAAGAACUGGGGAACACCAAAAGAACUGCCUGUAAGUAGGUGUUUGCCAAGGAACAGUUAGAGUCAAGGGACUAGGCCUUACACCCUAGAAAGUCACACCUCGUCUUAUUCACAGUAAAACUAUUAUAGCUCAAUAGCAAUCCUAGUAUCAUUUUGCCAACAAGAUUCUGAAGUGUAAAUGCUGCUACUGAUCUAUAAAAUCUUGAGGAGAAAUAUGAAGCACUAGGGCUACCAACUAGAGCUCUUAAUUAUCUUUUUCUUUUCUGGGGGAAAGGGUGCGGGAGAGGAGUAGCAGGGGGAAGCCCCCAUCAGUGAACGGGAAGCCCCCAUCAGACAUUAAAUUAAAGGAACAAUGAGAACUGGUACACAAUCCCAACAAACAUACUUCCUGCCAUGCCACAAGUGCAUAGCAGGAGGCACAAUUGUGAGAUCAAAUCCAUUGAACAUCCCACCAAGCAUCAAAUUCUAGGGUUGUGCAAAGCUUCAGCCCCUGAUUUGACUCGGCCCUAUUCAGUGGCCAAAUCUCCGAAUCCGAAUCAAAUCAGAAGACCCUUUAAUGUCUCUGAAUCCAAUCGGAACCCUCUGAAUUGAUUUGGAAAAAUUCAGAUUUGGACACAGACACAACUUUAAAUGUUUUUUCUACAUACUUCUAGGUAGCAGGCAGAUCAUGAAUGCUGUGAUGCUGGGGC
Messenger RNA from Alligator mississippiensis (American alligator), 6551 nucleotides. RefSeq names its product glioma pathogenesis-related protein 1-like. The record is from RefSeq and is a predicted model, not a curated record. The transcript has 6 exons. Gene Ontology annotation, cellular component: extracellular region. Bases 2412 to 3281 code for a protein of 289 amino acids. NCBI's taxonomy places the organism in Eukaryota, Metazoa, Chordata, Crocodylia, Alligatoridae.